Cyprinodon tularosa is the source of this 3800-nucleotide messenger RNA. It is a transcript of the gene map4l, whose product is annotated as microtubule associated protein 4 like. Gene Ontology annotation, molecular function: microtubule binding. Bases 388 to 3438 code for a protein of 1016 amino acids. Gene Ontology annotation, biological process: microtubule cytoskeleton organization; neuron projection development. The record is from RefSeq and is a predicted model, not a curated record. Gene Ontology annotation, cellular component: neuron projection. The transcript is spliced from 12 exons. NCBI's taxonomy places the organism in Eukaryota, Metazoa, Chordata, Actinopteri, Cyprinodontiformes, Cyprinodontidae.
GCGCUCAGAGAGAAGCUGAGACAACCAGACACAAACACACACGCACACUUUUGCUCUUUCACUCCCAUGCACUUCUUUCCUUUUGCCUGUAAGCACACAUGCACUCUAGGAGCCUGACAUCCAUGCAGUUGCACACAAAGACAACUGCAACGGAUCACUCUACAUCUGAAAAGAGAUCAUUUCUUUUCUCUUCUACAUCACAACAGUUUGGUAAGUAAAGACUACUCUGCCUCCCGGACUGAUAGGACACUUGGGGCAGAAGAAGCAACUGAGGACACAGGAAGAGGAAUCUAAAAGCACUACCAUUGACAAGAGAGCGGAAAAGGGUGACAAACAAAUAGCUUAUAGCAAAGAUCAACAGAGGAAGAUCAACUGCAGAGGAGGAGAAUGUCUUUCCUCUCUGGCUCACCCUGGCAGCAGCCUGGCAUCAUUAAUGGAAACAGUGGUUACGGACAGCCUUCCAGUGGGUAUCAGCAGCAGCAUCAACAGCAGCAGCACAAACCUCCUGGUGUUCUCUCCAGCGCCAACAUCUCAUCAGUCAUGCCCUCCUCUUCACUCUCACCCACUGGUCCAGCUGCACCCCAUCACGGUGACCUGCAUUGCCAAACCCAGAUGGUAUCAGGGGGGAGCGCUGCCACAGCACAGACAGGAUCAAGAAUAACUUCAGUGGAAGAGGAGGUGAAAUUAGGGCGAGGUGGCACUGAGGGGAAUUUAUCCGGGAUGAUAGCAACAGAAACGCAAAGCUUCACCACACCAUUGCUGAAUAUAGAGGAUGACUGGUCCAGACCCGAAAGGCCAAGGGAAGAUGCACAUAAGGUGGGAGGGGUUGGGAGUGUAUUAGGGAGUGCAGGGCAAAGCCCCAGCAGCCCCCUCUCAUCACAUUCCUCCCCAGUUUCAACAUCGCCCUCUCCUUCUCUCUCACCAGGGAGACUGUUUUCAAAUUCUGUCCUUGACCCUAAACCUUUUGGACAAAACAAUCUCCAGCAAAACAUGGAUGCGUUUCACCUUCAGGGAUCCCAAAAAGGUAUUCAAGGACACAUCUUUCCUCCGGCUUCUAACCAGGUGUCUGGGCAUCAGGAAAAAAUAUCAUUAAACCCAUCCAUCACCAGAGAUACAGCUUCAAGUGAAGCAGAAAGGAAGGAUGCAAAGAUGACAACUGGAAGCCUGUUGAAAGACGAUUCUAAUGCAAGUAAACCUGGAAGUAAAACACUCAAGCCAUACCUUGGAAAGUCGGCUUUAGAUGUGAAUACUCUUCCUUCGUCUGAGCUGAAAGAUUGCAAAGCUGGUAGCACUGCGGGGCCUACAACACAUGCACCUGCAUCCCAGUCUCCAUCCCACAAAGCUGCUGGUAAUGCUGUGCCGAGUGUUUCAGGAGGCAACAGGCUGGACAGAGAGAACUUAAGCCAUACUGACACAGAGAGAACAGGAAGAGACAAUGUAACUGAGAAAAAUGUUGUAAGUUCUGCCAUGGGGCAGGCUGUAAAGCCCUUUGAAAGUAUGGGGAAAGGACCUUUUGCUUCGUCAAACAGAGAAACCAAAACAGUUAAAGGUAAUGACGUUCCUCAGCGGACUGCAGUGAGACGUGCAAUGUCUGACUGUUCACAUUUGUCUGUUCCCAUGGUAAUGGCCGGGGCAUACCCUACAGGUAUGGCCAUCACACAAGUGAUGGCACCCCGAAUGCAAGAUUUCAUCCCAAUGGCAACACCUUGCCCAUCCAGAGCCCCUUACCCACAUGUUGCUGUCCGUCGAUCACUUACAGUCACAGAUGGGACUGAAGGCUCUAGUUCAAUGGCAACAAUGAUCUCAGCUCCUUUAAUGAUGUCACCUGUAGUCCCAUCAUCUCCUCCGCCUAAGAGACACCAUGGGAGCUGUGAGACCAAUGUUCUACUUCCUGUUCCAGCUCCUGUAGGGACACUGGCUAACAGCACCCAAGAUAGUAUCACAAAAGCAACCGUGAAAGCUGACAACAAGGAGAAGCUAGACAUUAACUCCAGCAAGACGGACAAGAUCAACAACUUGGACAAGAAGGAAGAGCAGCUAAAGAAGGACAACAACACCGACAAGAAUCAAAAGCAGGAGAUGAUCCUCAAAAAUGAGGAAAAGAUUGAUAAGCUGAACGACAAGGCUAAUGAGAAGCCAGAGAAGGUGGAUAAGCCAGAGAAGACCAACAAGGACGAAAAGAAGGAAGAGGAGAAGAAGCCGGCUGAGAAGAAGGAGGAGAAGGGAGGAAAAGGCACAGCCAAGUCUCCCACAGGGAACGGCAGCAAAACCGUUCCAAGCACAGACAGCAAGAGCAAGCUUGAUCCGGGUUCAACCAAACAAAAUUCAACCAAAUCACGUCCAUCUACCCUCUCCACCAAUGAUGUGGCCAACUCGGCCAAACGCCCGUCUCCUACUACAGCCAAUAAAAAAAGCCCCAUGCCCAAGGCGACCACACCCACAGCAGCAAAACGUCAGCCAACCACAGGCUCAACCAAGGCUGCCAAGACUCCAGAAAAUGGGGCAGAGAAACGCUCACCUGUUCCAAAAACCACAGCCCCUCCUCGUCAGGCUCCCAACAAGAAUGGCACCUCUGCAGCGACGGCUAAUAAAACUGCCGCCAACAAAAAUGAGAAGACUGAUAAUAAGACAGGGGAGACCAAGAAACCCAAAACUACAGCACGUCCUCGCCCAACAUCCACAGCCACUCCGGCUACCCCGUCUGCCUCCACCAAUGGUGAAGGUGCAUCCACCCAUCGCCGCCGUGUCAUCACAAAACCCCCUGUGCCCAAGCAGACCCCCCUGGAGAAGAAGCCCGCAGCUCCUCGCCCUCCCCGAACCCCCCGACCCAUCAAUGCUCCUACGCCAGACCUAAAGAAUGUGCGCUCCAAAAUUGGAUCCAUCGACAACAUCAAGUACCAGCCGGGCGGAGGGAAGGUCUCCUCCACCCUGAACAGCAAGACAUCAGACUCCUCCACCCCUGCCGCCAAGGCCAGAGUUCAGAUAGUGCACAAAAAGCUGGACUUCAGCCACAUCACCUCCCGCUGUGGCUCCAAGGACAAUAUCAAACAUGUCCCUGGAGGUGGCAAAGUGCAAAUCUUGAAUAGGAAGGUUGAUGUGAGCAAGGUGACCUCAAAAUGUGGCUCCAAGGACAACAUCAAAUACAAGCCAGGUGGUGGUGAUGUGAAGAUUGAGUCCCAUAAGGUCAACAUUAAGGCCAAGUCCAAGAUCGGAUCUUUGGACAACGUAGGGCCAGGCAGCGAACAGACAAACGGACACAAGGAGGAUAAAACAGGAGAGAAGACAUCUCCACCUGCAAGUGGUGCUCCACAGCAAACAACGGCACCAGCAGGCAUUGCUAAGGAGAAUGGCAUGAAAGAGCCAACAGCUUCUCCUUUAGGGGGAGGUGGACUAAAGGAGCCCCUUAGCAUAGACAAGUGCAUUACCGAGACAAACUGAGUCCCUGUGAGCUACAGAAAGUGGUGGAACGUGCAUGAUGCUCACUGACCUGCCAACCUACUGACCAACGAAAUAACCACCGUGCAGUCACUUCCCUCUGGUCCUGUCCUUCAAGUCACCCACUGCAGCAACAAUUGCUUCUCAGUGUUCCUCUGAGGUCUGCCUACCAGCGCCCUUCUACCAAUCCUUAACUUCGACCUCUCAAAGUUAUCUUACCAAGUCGUCCACUUGGUGUUUGUAGACACAUCUUUGUGUGGUUUCACCAGCUUGUUAUCUUCUUACCACAGAUAUACUCAACUUUACCCCGUUAAAAAAAAAAACAGCCUAACAACACAAAGCAGAGUCACCUAUUUCAAAUGUUC